Messenger RNA from Acanthosepion pharaonis, 2040 nucleotides. NCBI's taxonomy places the organism in Eukaryota, Metazoa, Mollusca, Cephalopoda, Sepiida, Sepiidae. The record is from the annotation of a GenBank genome assembly.
AUGACAAUCUUUAUUUUUCUUUAUUAUCCCACUAUCUCGCUUUGCCCCCUUAACGGACAAACUCCAUUUUCCUCCCCAACCCAUUACCUCGCUUUGACACUCUCUCUUUUUUCUCCCCAAUCCACUCUCUCGGUCUGUACAUCUCAAGCGGCAAUCACUGUUCUUCCUCCCCAUCCCACAACCGCGAUUUGUCUCCCUCGACUGAAUAUCUCUCUUUUUCCUCCUUAUCCGACUAUCUCACUUUGCCAUCCACAAACGACAAUCUCUUUUUUUCCUCCUCAUCCCACUACCUCACUUUGUCCCACUCAACAUGCUAUCUUAUCUCAAUUUUCUCCUAACCCAACUCUCGCUCUCUUACCUCCUCAUCCCACGGUCAUACUUUCUCCUCCUCUAUCUCCCUUCCUCCUCCUCACUCCUCUAUCCCACUUUCUCCGCCUCACUCCUCCAUCUCACUUUCUCCUCCUCACUCCUCUAUCUCACUUUAUUCUCCUCACUCCUCUAUCCCACUUUCUCCCACUCACUUCUCUAUCUCCCUUCCUCCUCCUCACUCCUCUAUCUCACUUUCUCCUCCUCACUCCUCUAUCUCACUUUCUCCUCCUCACUCCUCUAUCCCACUUUCUCCCACUCACUCCUCUAUCCCACUUUCUCCUCCUCACUCCUCUAUCCCACUUUCUCCUCCUCACUCCUCUAUCUCACUUUCUCCUCCUCACUCCUCUAUCUCACUUUCUCCUCCUCUAUCUCACUUUCUCCUCUUCACUCCUCUAUCUCACUUUCGCCUCCUUUCUUCUCUAUCUCCCUUCCACCUCCUCUCUCCUCUAUCUCCCUUCCUCCUCCACACUCCUCUAUCUCCCAUCCUCCUCCUCACUCCUCUAUCUCACUUUCUCUUCCUUUCUCCUCUAUCUCCCUUCCUCCUCCUUACUCCUCUAUCUCCCUUCCUCAUCCUCACUCCUCUAUCUCCCUUCCUCCUCCUCACUCCUCUAUCCCACUUCUCCUCCUCCUCCUCCCCCUUCCCCCUCCUCCUCCCCUCAUCAUCUAUCUCUUUCUCCUCCUCUAUCUCCUUCCUCCUCCUCCCUCCUCUAUCUCCCUUUCUCCCUCCUCCUCUAUCUCCCUUCCUCCUCCUCUCCUCUCUCAUUUUCUCCUCCUCCUCUAUCUCCUCCUUCCUCCUCCUCCUCCUCUGUCUCCCCUUCUCCUCCCCUCCUCCUCCCUCUCAUCUUCUCUUUCUCCUCCUCACCUCCCCUCCUCCUCCUCCUCCCUUCCUCCUCCUCCUCCUCUAUCUCCCUUUCUCCUCCCUCCUCCUCUCUCCCUUCCUCCUCCUCCUCCUCCUCUCCAUCUCCUCCCUUCUCCUCCUCCUCCUCCUCCUCUCCCUUCCUCCUCCUCACUCCUCUAUCUCACUUUCUCCUCCUCACUCCUCUAUCUCCCUUCCUCCUCCUCACUCCUCUAUCUCACUUUCUCCUCCUCACUCCUCUAUCUCCCUUCCUCCUCCUCACUCCUCUAUCUCACUUUCUCCUCCUCACUCCUCUAUCUCCCUUCCUCCUCCUCACUCCUCUAUCUCACUUUCUCCUCCUCACCCCACUCCCAUUUUUCCAUAUUAGCCAUUCUUUUUUCCUCCUCAACCUACUAUUUUACAUUUCCUCAAAACUUCUCUAUUUCACUUUCGUUCUCCUCUUCACUUUACUUCAUUAUCACUCUCUCUUAUUUUUCUUCAUCGACAACAAUCUCUUUUCUCCCCACCCCUUCAAUUUCUAUUGUUGUUUUCGCUCUUCUCCCUCUCUUUUUUUCUCAUUAUCUCUCUAUCUGACUUGUUCUUCUCGCAUCUCUCUUUUUUCGUCACCAUCCACAGUCUCUCUUUUUUCCUCGUCACCCCAAACUCUCACUACUCCUCCUCACCCCACUAUCUCUUUUUCUCUUCAUUCCUUUUAUCUCUGCUUUUCUUCUCAACCCACUCUCUCGUUUUCCUUCCUUGCCCAACAUCUCUCUUCUUUCAUCUCUCUUCUCUGUUGUCUAUCUUUUACUUUUCACUUCCAAAAACUCUCCCCAUAA